This is a messenger RNA of Alligator sinensis (Chinese alligator), 1019 nucleotides long. It is a transcript of the gene GPR25, whose product is annotated as G protein-coupled receptor 25. Gene Ontology annotation, molecular function: G protein-coupled receptor activity. The annotation marks the transcript as partial. NCBI's taxonomy places the organism in Eukaryota, Metazoa, Chordata, Crocodylia, Alligatoridae. The record is from RefSeq and is a predicted model, not a curated record. Gene Ontology annotation, cellular component: membrane. The transcript has a single exon. Gene Ontology annotation, biological process: immune response; G protein-coupled receptor signaling pathway.
AUGACAACUGAAGCCUGGACAACUGGUUUUGAAAUGUCUGGAGAUUAUGAGCUGGGAGAUUUAUGCCAACAUCUGAAGCUGCCCUACGCUCAUGUCUACAUUCCCAUCCUCUACUUCUUUGUUUUUUUCAUCGGCUUCAUUGGCAACCUCUUUGUGAUUGUGCUGAUGGCCAUGAAGAAGGGCAACAAGAGGAUGGUGGAUAACUUUGUCCUGAAUCUGGCUGUAGCUGACCUGGUCUUCGUCUGCACCCUGCCUUUCUGGGCACUGUCAGCAGCUCAUAAUAAUCACUGGUACUUCGGAGAAAGUCUAUGCAAGGUCAGCAGCUACAUCAUCUCUGUGAACCGCUGUUCCAGCAUCCUAUUCUUAACGGGCAUGGGCGUGGAACGUUACCUGGUGGUCACGAAACGUGUGCGCUCCAAGUCCUCCGUGACUAAGAAAUGUAUCUUCACCACCUGUGGCUGCAUUUGGGCUGUCUCUCUCCUUCUGGGCAUCCCAUCUCUGCUGUACAGGAAGCUCAACGCCUCUGAUAAAUUUUGUCAGGAUGAGGACUCUUCCGCUUACCAGAAGUAUAGCCUGGCUUUGCUCAUCUUGACCUUUCUCCUACCCUUAGGGGUCAUCUUGUUCUGCUAUUGUUCCAUCUGCAACAAGCUGCUGAGCCACAUCAGUGUGGGAAAGGGGACAAAGAACUCCCUCAAGAUCAUCUUCACCAUCAUCAGCACCUUCAUCUGCUUCUGGCUGCCCUUCAAUGCCUUUAAAGCAUUCCUCAUUCUCUCUAGUCCUUCAGAGCUCGACCAAGAAGCAUCACUCUCUUGCUCAGCACAGAUUGCUGUCAAAUGGGGUCUGAGCCUUAGUACUUACUUGGCUUUCAUGAACAGUUGCAUCAAUCCCAUCAUCUAUGCCUUUAUGGAUCACCACUUCCGUCGCCGGGUGCAGCUACACUGUUUCCGCUUCUUGGGCGUGUCCCAGAAGACAACCCAGAACUGGGUCUUCUCUUCAUCUGCUGCUGAGUCCAGCCUCAU